This is a messenger RNA of Danio rerio (zebrafish), 3837 nucleotides long. RefSeq names its product low density lipoprotein receptor-related protein 6 (gene lrp6). NCBI's taxonomy places the organism in Eukaryota, Metazoa, Chordata, Actinopteri, Cypriniformes, Danionidae. The record is from RefSeq and is marked validated. Gene Ontology annotation, biological process: dopaminergic neuron differentiation; canonical Wnt signaling pathway; midbrain development. Gene Ontology annotation, cellular component: membrane; endoplasmic reticulum; early endosome. Gene Ontology annotation, molecular function: Wnt-protein binding; toxin transmembrane transporter activity; Wnt receptor activity.
AUGGGUGCCGUGCUUCAGACUCUCUUACUGUGUACUUUGUGUUUGCAGAUACGCGGGCUGCCGCUGCUCCUGUAUGCUAACCGGAGGGACCUGCGUCUGGUGGACGCGGCUCACGGUCGGGCCAACGCCACGCUGGUGAUGGGCGGUCUGGAGGACGCGGCGGCGGUGGAUUAUAUCUAUGCGCAGGGCCUGAUCUACUGGAGCGACGUGAGCGAGGAGUCUAUUAAACGGACGCUGUUUAACGGCUCGGCGCCCAGCGGCGUUCAGACCACCGUCAUCUCCGGUCUGGCCUCUCCGGAUGGCCUGGCCUGCGAUUGGAUGGGGAAUAAACUUUACUGGACCGACUCCGAGACCAACCGCAUCGAGGUGGCAGAGCUGGACGGGACGCACCGCAAGGUGUUAUUCUGGCAGGACCUGGACCAGCCGAGGGCCAUCGCUCUGGACCCGGGCCGCGGGUUCAUGUACUGGACGGACUGGGGCGAGAUCCCGAAGAUCGAGCGUGCUGGGAUGGACGGGUCGCUGCGCUCUGUCAUCGUGGAAACGGAGAUCUACUGGCCCAACGGCCUGACCCUCGACUACCAGCAGCAGCAGCUCUACUGGGCCGACGCCAAGUUCAACUGCAUACACCGCUCCAACCUGGACGGCUCCAGCAGGGAGGUGGUGGUGAAGGGCUCUCUGCCGCACCCGUUUGCGCUGACGCUGUACGAGGACACACUCUUCUGGACGGACUGGAACACACACUCCAUUCACUCGUGCCACAAACACACGGGCGAGAACAGCCGCGAGGUACACUCCAACAUCUUCUCCCCGAUGGACAUCCACGUCUACAGCCAGCAGCGCCAGCCCAUGGACGUGGCGAGCCCCUGCUCUGUGAGGAAUGGAGGAUGUUCUCAUCUGUGUUUGCUGUCUCCGGCCAAACCCUACUAUCAGUGCGCCUGUCCAACCGGCGUACAGCUGCUGGAGGACCACAAGAGCUGCAGAGACGGUGAGAUACACACACACGCACACACACGCACGCACGCACGCAUGCACGCACACACGAUCAGUCGGGCCUUCAUGAACGGCAGCUCUCUGGAGCAUGUGGUGGAGUUCGGGCUGGAUUACCCAGAAGGCAUGGCGGUGGACUGGCUGGGCAAGAACCUGUACUGGGCUGACACGGGCACCAACCGCAUCGAGGUGGCCAAGCUGGACGGGCAGCACCGGCAGGUGCUGGUGUGGAAGGAUCUGGACAGCCCCCGCGCACUCGCCCUCGACCCCGCUGAAGGGUUCAUGUACUGGACAGAGUGGGGCGGGCGGCCCAAGAUAGACCGUGCAGCGAUGGACGGGUCGGGCCGCAUCACUCUGGUGCCGAACGUGGGCCGAGCGAACGGACUGACCAUCGAUUACGCUGAGCGACGGCUCUACUGGACUGACCUCGACACCACACUCAUAGAGUCCUCCAACAUGCUGGGUCUGGAGCGCGAGGUGAUCGCGGAUGAUCUCCCGCACCCGUUCGGCCUGACGCAGUAUCAGGACUACAUCUACUGGACGGACUGGAGCCAGCGCAGCAUCGAGCGCGCCAACAAGACCAGCGGGCAGAACCGCACCGUCAUUCAGGGCCACCUGGACUACGUGAUGGACAUCCUGGUGUUCCACUCGUCCCGGCAGAGCGGCUGGAACGCCUGCGCCGCCACCAACGGCCACUGCUCACACCUGUGCCUCGCCGUACCUGUGUGCAGCUUCACCUGCGGCUGCCCCGCCCACUACUCCCUCAACACCGACAACAAGACCUGCAGCGCGCCGACGUCGUUCCUGCUGUUCAGCCAGAAGACGGCUAUUAACCGCAUGGUGAUGGACGAGCUGCAGAGCCCCGACAUCAUCCUGCCCAUCCACAGCCUGCGGAACGUGCGCGCCAUCGACUACGACCCGCUGGACCGGCACCUGUACUGGAUCGACGCCAAGCAGAAUGUGAUCCGCCGAGCACAGGAGGACGGGAACCAGAGUGUGACGGUGGUGUCCGGCGCUGUUGGCGGCUCAAACCUCGGCCUGCAGCCGUACGACCUGAGCAUCGACAUCUACAGCCGCUUCAUCUACUGGACCAGCGAGCUCACCAACGUGAUCAACGUGACGCGCACAGACGGCUCGCGGGUCGGCGUGGUGCUGCGCGGAGAACACGACAAACCCCGCGCCAUCGCUGUCAACCCUGAGCGCGGGUACAUGUACUUCAGUAAUCUGCAGGAGCGCUCCCCGAAGAUCGAGCGCUGUGCUCUGGACGGGACGGAGCGUGAGGUGCUGUUCUUCAGUAAUCUGGGCCGGCCGGUGGCUCUGGCUGUGGAUAAUGAGCUGGGCAAACUCUUCUGGGUGGACAUGGACCUGCGGCGCAUCGAGAGCAGCGACCUGUCCGGAGCCAAUCGGAUUGUGAUCGAGGACUCCAACAUCCUGCAGCCGGUGGGCUUGACGGUGUUCGGGAACUUCCUGUACUGGAUCGACCGGCAGCAGCAGAUGAUCGAGAGGAUCCACAAGGUGACGAGAGAGGGACGAACCAAAAUACAGGCGCGCAUCGCCUCACUGAGCGACAUCCACGCCGUCCACCAGCUGGACAUGCAGGAGUACAGUAAACACCCCUGCACGUCUGAUAACGGCGGCUGCACACACAUCUGCAUCGUGAAAGGAGACGGAACCACACGCUGCUCCUGCCCCAUUCACCUGGUGCUGCUGCAGGACGAGCUCUCGUGCGGAGAGCCGCCCACGUGUUCUCCAGAGCAGUUCUCGUGUGUGUCGGGUGAGGUGGACUGUAUCCCGCAGGCGUGGCGCUGUGACGGGUUUGCGGAGUGUGAUGACAGCAGUGAUGAGCGGGACUGUCCUGUCUGCUCCAGCCGGGAGUUCCAGUGUGACAGCCGGCAGUGUGUGGACGCGGCGCUGCGCUGCAACGGAGAGAUCAACUGCCAGGACCGCUCCGACGAGAACAAGUGUGAAGUUCUGUGCCCUGCGGAUCAGUUCACCUGCUCAAACGGACAGUGCAUCGGCCGACACAAGAAAUGUGACAACAACAUGGACUGCACAGACAACUCAGACGAGAUCGGCUGCUAUGCGACAGAGGAGCCGUCGUUUGCUCCCACUAACACCAUCGGCUCAAUCGUGGGUGUGGUGAUGGUGCUGUUCGUGGUCGGCGCGGUGUAUUUCGUGUGCCAGCGCGUGCUCUGCCCGCAGAUGAAGGACGACGCCGACACCAUGACCAAUGACUUCGUGGUUCACGGACCGCCGCCGGUGCCGCUGGGAUACGUCCCACACCCCGCAUCCCUGAGCGGAUCACUGCCAGGCAUGUCCAGAGGGAAGUCAGUCAUGGGCUCGCUGAGCAUCAUGGGAGGCAGCAGUGGACCACCGUACGACCGCGCUCAUGUGACCGGAGCCUCGUCCAGCAGCUCGUCCAGCACUAAAGGAGCAUAUUUCCCUCCGAUCCUGAACCCUCCUCCAUCUCCAGCCACCGUCAGGUCUCAGUACACCAUGGAGUUCGGCUACUCCUCCAACAGCCCGUCAACACACCGCUCCUACAGCUAUCGGCCGUACAGUUACCGCCACUUCGCUCCUCCGACGACGCCGUGCAGCACGGAUGUGUGCGACAGUGACUAUACGCCGGGCCGCCGGGCUCCGCACGCAUCCAGCGCCACUGCUGCUAAAGGCUACGCUAGCGACCUGAACUACGACUCGGAGCCGCUGCCGCCGCCGCCCACGCCGCGCAGCCAGUACCUGUCGGCGGAGGAGAACUGCGAGAGCUGCCCGCCGUCACCGUACACCGAGCGCAGCUACUCGCACCAGCUGUACCCGCCGCCGCCCUCGCCCUGCACAGACUCCUCCUGA